Messenger RNA from Exophiala aquamarina CBS 119918, 4791 nucleotides. RefSeq lists its product as uncharacterized. The record is from RefSeq and is a predicted model, not a curated record. NCBI's taxonomy places the organism in Eukaryota, Fungi, Ascomycota, Eurotiomycetes, Chaetothyriales, Herpotrichiellaceae. Gene Ontology annotation, cellular component: microtubule organizing center. The transcript has a single exon. The coding region runs from base 1 to 4791 and encodes 1596 amino acids.
AUGUCGUCCUCAAUCCUGUCCUCGCGGCCACAGACAGCGCGCCGUUCGUCAAGAGUUCCUGGCGGUUUUGAUCCAGACGAGGAGGACGACGUGUCACCUGCAAGCAGUGUCAACAAUGAUUCGUACAGUGACUCCCAUCAUACCUUCUCGCUCCCCUCAGGCCCGCAGGAUCCAAGCAGUCUUCUGCAGCCAGUCGACGAAAACACAAACCUCGGUCUACCAGCUAAUAUGACUUUGGACGAAAGCGCCAUGAACAAAAAACUCCUGGACAUCGAAUCGAGCUUCAACCCCGACCCUUCCCAAAUGACUAACGAGAGCUCGCAAAACCUUCCCCUUGAUGAUACUCACCAGUUUGGCGUCUUGAACAAUAAGGUUGCAGUGCGAAAGAAGCCCCAUCCUAUCCAAAUAUCAUAUGCCAACCAGGACGACGAAAGCCUCCUCCUUCCUAGCCGCGUCGAAGUCCACUCUCCUCGCACACCGCCCGGUGGCUAUAAAACUCCCGCGCUUGAACAGCAAGAAUUUCAUGACAUGGAUGCCACCGAAGACGCUAUACCGCUCGCCCCUAAUACUUCCGCUCUUGAAAACAUGUCUUCCUCUCCAACCGCUGCUGCUACGGCGCGGACACUACAAAGGGUUCAGUCUCUGGCGACAAUAGGUGGCUAUGAGACCGCUAACGAGCAGGAAGAUGCGCCUUCCGCUGACAGAGAAAGUGCCGUUUCGCAGGAAGAUGUUGAUGCCACCCCUAGGAAGGAUGGCGUACACCCUGACAACAAUGGCCGCUUUUUAGAAGUGCCAGGCAGUGUCGAUGGACAGCAGGAGUCGUCCGAUGGGAACUCUCGACCAUCUAGAAGGCCUCGAUACCUCCACAAGCGAUCAUCUCAGGCCCGUUUGUCCUACGACUCAAUGGCAAGCUCGAAUACGGAUGCUAGUGACGCCACUCUCGGAGCAGAUUUCGCCCUUCAAUCAGGUGGCGCAGUGCCCGAUUCUCAGCGGAAAACAAGAAAUACCAUUUCUCGGCAAGCCAGUCUUGGGAGCAUGAUGUCUGGCAUCUCGAGUAUGAGUGAUGACGAUCGCCAACAACGACAAGCCGGUGCACCUGAUUUAAGCACUCUGGAAGAGGAAAGCCCCAGAUCCAACAAAGCUGGAGGUCUGUUAACUCCCAAGGCUUCGACGUUCAGUUUCAAAAUGCCUACUGAUACUGUCAUCGCGAAUAAUGUUCGAGAUCUGGAGGUGCCUGGCACUUUUGCUCGACAAUACCGCCAAGAACGAAACCUUUCACCGGAAAAGGCCACCAUCAUCGGCAUGACGCCGGGCCCGAAGCGAGGGCUAACUUUGAAGGAGCAUCGCAGCACCGUCGAAAAACUAGGCAAGGAGAAUUUCGACUUGAAGAUGAAGAUUCAUUUCCUAGACCAAGCACUUCAGAAACGGUCUGAAGACGGUAUCAAGGAGAUGAUCACAGAAAAUGUACAACUAAAGUCCGAUCGGUUGAGGUUGGAAAAGGAUAAUCAUAAUUUACGAAAGCAAGUUCGAGAGCUGCAGAAAAAACUCGAAGAAAACGGUGAAAGAGAAUCUCCCACGGCAGACCAAGGUUACGGAACCGAUGAAGAAAGGAGUCCGACCGCGGAAGAAGAAGUGCUAUACCUUCGUGAACGAGUGGAGAUUACAGAGAUCGAGAUUGAGAAAUUACGAUCGGAAAAUCUAGCGAAGGAAUCAGAGAAGCGAAGACUAGCUGAAAUGGUCAAAUCGCUUGGAGAUACUCGUGCUGCAACUUCCGACGUCGGUUCGCGAGAAGAGCGCGACAUGUGGAAGGACAUGCUUGAAGCCGAAACCAUUGCUCGAGAACAAUCCGAAGAAGACAACAAGAGACUACGGGAAGAAAAUCAAAGACUGAAAAGUGAUUCUCUUAGUCAAAGCAAGUCCUUGUCUCGGAAACCACGGAUGGGCAGCUCAGUAGUCUCUCGCUCUAGCAGCUUUGAGGCAGCAAACGCACAGAACGCCGAGCUCGAGAGACUGAGACACGAAGUCUCAGAACUCCAAAAGAUGAUUGGAGCCCAAGCUUCGACAUUGACAUCCCGUAACAAGGAGAAAGAGCGUCUGUAUCAGGAAAUUGAGGAUUUGAAGCUUGGCCGAUUGGGAGGUCUGCGGUCUGUUGCUGGCGACAGUAUUCUUGACAGGUCUGCAUCGAGAGCGAGAUCGCAUUCACGUGCAAGCAAUGGGACUCGCGUCUCCCGACUGAGUGAUCAAGAACGAGAGGGCCUCGAGACCCGGAUCAAUGAACUCCGAGAUGAGGUUUCCCAACUCAAACUUGAGAAUCAGACUCUGCAAGGCCAAUUCGACGAGGCCCUUGCCGAGCUGGAUGCGGUCGAUGCUCAGGCGCAAGCAGAUGCUGAUCAGUUCAAUGAAGAGCUCCACAUACUUACUCAAGAGCGCGAUAAUGCGCUCCGAGAUGCUGAAGAGCAAGACCUUGCGUUCCAGAGUCUGAAGUCUGAGUUCCAGGGUGAAAUUGACGGAAUGGCAGACGAGUUUGACGCCAAGGUGGACGAAUGCAAUCGGCUUGAUCAAGAACUCAAGGAUCAAAUCGAAAACGUCAAAGCGCUUCAAUCAGAGAUGCGAUCAGCCUCGGAGGGACUGGUUCGACUGGAAGAAGAUGCUCAGCAAAAUCUCUCGCGGUACCAGUCUGUCAAGGGCGAGCUGGAUGACGCUAACAAGGAGCUUGAAAGUCUCGAGAAGAAUCUUGCUGAGGCCGAAAUCAAAAUCCAAAGGCUGACAGUUCAACAGGAGAGCAGUCAUAAUGAGAUUGCAUUCCUUCGUGAAGAGCAGGACGGUGACAAGAUCAAAAUUGGAGAUCUUGAAUCACUUCUCAAGAAGGUCCACCUUAACUUGGAGUCCGAAAGAGAGAAGAGUCGAGAUUUGGAACGGCGGAUUAGUGAAGAACGGUCUCAAAGAGAGACAGUGGCAAGCCAAGAGAAGCAGGAUGUGCAGAGAAUCAUCAAUGACCUCAACCGCGAAGCUACUGGGACGAAAGAUGAGCUUCGACGAGUACGGAAAGCUCUUUCAUCUCGUAACAUCGAGGCCGACGCCUUUAAGGAUCGCUUGACCGAGUUGGAGGAGAGCCUGCGCAACAUCAUCGGCGAUCCAAAUGCCACUCGAACGGGCUUGAUUGGAGCCGUCGGUCGAAUGAGCCGAGACCUCGAACAGACUACUAUGGAGCUUGCAUCAGUGAAGAGUCGACUUGAGGAAAGCGAAAGCCUUCUCGCUGAUCGUGAUACCCUACUUGAGUCUACCAGCCAUGAGUGCCGCAGGUUAGCAGACUCGUUUGAGAGAGAGAAACAAGGUCGACGACAAGACAAGAUCGACUUUGAGCGUGCGAAUAAAGGCCAUAAUUCCACAACUCGCGCACUCACCAAUUCAUCGGCAAGAAUUGCUGAAUUGGAGGGAUUACGACAGACGGACAGGAAACGUAUGGCACAGAUGGAGGCUCAGCUCAAGGAGCAGCUCACUGAGCGAAAUCAGAUCUUACUCAAUCUCUGGAAGAAGCUGUCUGCAAUGUGUGGUCCAGAUUGGGCCCAUAACAACAGUCUUAUCAAUGGCAAUCUCCCAUCACAAGAGGUAAUUGGUAAUAUGCUCUUUUGGCCUGGUUUCAGUCGAAACUUGCUACUUGCUGCCAAGCAGGUGGAAGGAACUCUUUCUACUUUCAGAGACAAGAUCAAGCGAGUUGAACGAGAACUGUACAAAGAGUAUCAAGCCUUGGAGCAAACCCUUGAGGUGCGUACUCGCAAGCUCGAAAGGAUCGAAGAGAGCUGGGAGAAGAUGAAGCUCAAAAUGAGCGAAAUGGAGCUCCAUAGCAAUGCUGAACAUGCACCACGGACACCAAGGUCGGGCAGAACACCUGAGAUCAGCAAGCUCAAGGGAGAGAAUAGGCUAUUGAAGGCGGAGCUCCAGCUGCUGCAACAGCAACAAGUGCACCACCACAUGCAUCAGCGACGAGAUCGAAAUGAAAGUCGGGCUUCUGGUUAUUCAAGUGUGAUGUCUGGCGAGGGCGUCAACCAAAACGUUGAUGGUGCGGUGAAUGGGGUUGUUGGAGUUCCGACCCGGUCAUCAAGCAUGAGGCGCAGCCGUAAUAUGGAACUGCAGCGACAUCAUACCACGGGCAUUGUUGAACAUCUUGCCAGUACGAAUUAUGAGGUCACGUCGAUGCGCUCGAAUUCGAUCUCCAGUCGAAAUUCCGGUUUGACGCCAAGUGAGCGAGAGCGGGGAGGAUUGAUGGUUCCUGCGGGACCGUUCAAUGCCCCGGUUAACGGCAACUUUGCGCUCCCUCCACCACCAAGGGAAGCGCCACCGGCACCUCCCAGUACAGCGUCGGGAUCAGAUCUGGGGAGCCUUAGCACCGCCAUCACUAUUGGCGGCCCAGGAGGCCCAGGACAUGAGAAAUGGAUCCACCGACUUAGGGAGUUGGAAAGGAGACUGAAGCAGGAGCGGGAAGCACGCCUCUUGGAUCGCAGCGGAGCUCGCAAAAGACUCGAAGAGCGCGACGCGGUCAACGAAGAACUCAGGCGAGAGCUGGAACGCGAGCGAGUCAGGAAGAGCACCGAAAACCCACCCGACGGUAUCUUGCCUCCUCCGCAGUAUCCAGCGUUGGAAGCUCCACCGGCUGAGCUGGAGGGUGCAAGCACGCUCCUCCUGACUGAUGGGCAUAGGAACGGAGUUGGGCUCGGAAUUGGGCAUGGGCAUGGGCAUGGGCAUGGGAGCGGAAACGGCAGUGGGAAUGGGAGCGGGACAAGGAAGCGCUAG